AUGACCGGACGAGGCAAGGGUGGCAAAGGAUUGGGAAAAGGAGGCGCCAAACGUCAUCGAAAAGUCCUUCGUGAUAACAUCCAGGGGAUCACCAAGCCGGCAAUCCGGCGUUUAGCUCGACGUGGAGGCGUGAAACGUAUCUCCGGGUUGAUCUACGAGGAAACGAGGGGUGUACUGAAGGUAUUCCUCGAGAACGUGAUCCGUGACGCGGUCACCUACUGCGAGCACGCCAAGCGCAAAACGGUGACUGCUAUGGACGUGGUGUACGCGCUGAAGCGCCAAGGCCGUACUUUGUACGGCUUCGGAGGC
This is a messenger RNA of Mesorhabditis belari, 309 nucleotides long. The record is from the annotation of a GenBank genome assembly. NCBI's taxonomy places the organism in Eukaryota, Metazoa, Nematoda, Chromadorea, Rhabditida, Rhabditidae.